Messenger RNA from Solanum lycopersicum (tomato), 736 nucleotides. Its product is annotated as cytochrome c oxidase subunit 6a, mitochondrial-like. Gene Ontology annotation, molecular function: enzyme regulator activity. The record is from RefSeq and is a predicted model, not a curated record. Gene Ontology annotation, cellular component: mitochondrial inner membrane. Gene Ontology annotation, biological process: mitochondrial electron transport, cytochrome c to oxygen. NCBI's taxonomy places the organism in Eukaryota, Viridiplantae, Streptophyta, Magnoliopsida, Solanales, Solanaceae.
AGGAAGCAAGGUAGAAGAGUGUAGAACAUUUUUUUGUCCUUUUUCCAAUACAUAAAUAGUAGUUGGAAGAGUGUAGAAUUAAUGGCAUCUGCUCUCAUCAAAUCCGCCUUCCGCGCCAGUGCAUUCAAGAGGAAUUUCUCUUCUUCCGCCCACAACGAUGAGGCUCGUGAAGCAGCUAAGUGGGAGAAAAUUACUUACGCUGGAAUAGCUGCGUGCGCUAUUCUUACAAUUUUUAAUCUCUCUAAGGGUCAUCCCCACUAUGAAGAGCCUCCUCCUUACCCGUAUCUGCACAUUCGUAACAAGGAGUUUCCAUGGGGUCCGGAUGGCCUUUUCGAGAGGAAGCAUCACUAAAACCUAUAUAUAUAUAUAUAUAUAUAUAUAUAUAUUCGUGAAAGGCUUCAAAAAGUUCAACGUACAGCAUCAUCAAUCGAAGUUGUGUUGAAAUAUGUUUGAAUUUACUUCAGAUGUUUUAGGCUGAUACUAAGCCAUAUCUGUGAUGUACUCUCUGGUGUUCCAUGUUGUGUAUGCUAUGUUACUUUAUAGUCUGCUCGAGUUUGUUUAAAUUGUUACCUAUUUAUACUCUAUUGCUUGAGGGUAGGAGUAGCAAAUAAAUUGGUAAAGUGGAAUAUAGGAUGGUUGAAAAUUAAUCAAUCGAUAUAAUAAUCGAUUCGAUCCAUAUUAUUUGAUAUGGAAAAAAUAGGUAAAUGGUAAUUUCAAUGGAUAAUAUGGAUACUCA